Molecule: messenger RNA, 1242 nt
Organism: Bradysia coprophila
Lineage: Eukaryota; Metazoa; Arthropoda; Insecta; Diptera; Sciaridae
Product: protein AAR2 homolog
Biological process (GO): spliceosomal tri-snRNP complex assembly
Source: RefSeq, a predicted model, not a curated record
UAACGUCAUUUCUGCAAUCAAAACAGAGCAACAGCAAAGUGACAACCAAAAUAACAUUUUCCCACUUCACGGCAAAACUAUACUGAAGUCAAUUUAUUAUGGAAAUCGGCGACAACGAUAUGCCUCCAGACCUGGCCAGGCAACUAUUUGAACAAGGUGCAUUUUUGAUAAUAGCUGGCGUUCCGGUGAAAACAGAAUUCGGCAUCGAUCUGAGUUCAUAUUCCGUUGGUGAAAAAUUUCGCGGAGUUAAAAUGAUUCCACCGGGCCCACAUUUUGUCUACACUGCUGCUCAAGGACCGUACGGAGACACUUCAUCGCGCAUCGGAUUUAUUCAUUACUUCAAAUCUCAAGAAAUCGUUAUCCGCGAAUGGGAUAAUGAGAAAGAGGAGCUACGGUUACGAACCAAAGGUAACAGAGACGAAGAAGUGGCUGGCAUUCGGAACAAUUUGAGGGAGCUGGACAGUUUUUUGGCGCCAUACGAUUUUUCCUCCUCAGCGAAGUGGAAUAAUUUGACGAACCAUCUAACUGAGAUGACAAUCAAUCGGUGUCAACCAGAAUGUGGACUUAUUCGGCCAUCGGUGGAGUUCGAAUCGUGUUCAAAUGAUGACCGGCCGAAAGGUAAUACCAUGACAGGACAGCGAAUCAACAAGCUAACCAGUGAUGAAGAAGAGCUACUACCAAAAUUAAAAAUGGUCCCUGAAACCGCGCCGAGAUUCACUAAACUUCCCGAAUUGUAUCCGAAAGAUUUGACACCACACGAAAUCUCAUUGGCUCAUAUGGAUUCGAUUCUGGCUGUCGAUCAGUUGUUCAGCCGGUUCCAGAACCCCAACAAUUUACUCGAUGAAAUCCAAUUUUCGUUUGCUUUGUUCCUCGCCGGCUAUUCGACGGAUUCUCUAGCCCAUUGGCGAAGGAUUUUGGGAAUCCUAUCAAAUUCUGAAGCUGGAGUCGAGAAGAACACAAAUUUUUAUCAAAACUAUUUGUCGGUGCUACAGUACCAAUUGCCAGAACUACCAGAGGAGUUGAUGGAACCGACGUCGCGCAACACUGUGUACAAAGAUAUUGGAAUUUUGUUGAAAAAUUGUGCACAGUGUGAACUGGGCAAAGAAGCGGAUUAUUUGAUGGCGAACUUAAGACAGGAAAUGGGAUGGACUUUCGACGAUUUGCUGGAUGAAGAUCCGGAAGACCUUCCGGUUGUUGUAGAGAUGUGAAUGAAAUGAGUUCGGAAUAAAAUAUUUUUUACUG